GUCAGCCUUACGAUACGAGAGGUGCGGGUUAGUAGGGAAGGGUGCGUGGCGCGCGGUGUUCGCUGGUUUUCGAAGGCCGUCCUGCGUGCUCCGCCAUAUCCCAGAAAGUCGCGCGCUUGUUCGUCUGCACUACUACUUUUGCCACAUCUCUUGAGCAGCCAGCCGACCAUGGCUCCCGCCAAUGACAUCUUGAGCAACUACAGCACGCUUCAGAAGGCUCGUCUUCAGUACGAGACUGUGUUGCCUGCAGUUUUGGAGCGAUCGUUCAAGAUCAGCUAUGGCGGUCCCACGACCAGCGCUGCGAACUCUGAGGACAUCGCCGCUCUGUUCAAGAGCAUGUACGGGCAGCCGACUGCCAUCGUGGAGCCGUCGGAGUCGAGCACCUUGAGCUCGGCGCCGUUGAAGGUGGGUGUUGUUCUGUCUGGAGGCCAGGCGGCCGGCGGUCACAACGUGAUCGCUGGAAUCUUCGACUACCUUGAGAAGAACGUGCCCGGCAGCACGUUGUACGGCUUCUUGGGCGGUCCCGGUGGCAUCAUGAAGGGCAAGUAUGCGGUUAUUACUGCCGAUUUCCUCUACCCUUAUCGCAACCAGGGCGGGUUCGACAUCAUCCGCAGCGGGCGUGACAAGAUCGAGAGCGACGAGCAGAUGAAGAUGGCCAAGUCGACGGUGGAGAGCCUGGAUCUGGACGGUCUGGUGGUCAUCGGCGGUGACGACUCCAACACGAAUGCCUGUGUGCUGGCGGAGUACUUCAAGAACGAGGGGCUGAAGACGAGGGUGAUCGGGUGCCCGAAGACCAUCGACGGCGAUCUGAAGUCGAAGGAGGUGCCCGUGAGUUUCGGUUUCGACACUGCGUGCAAGAUCUUCUCGGAGUUGAUUGGCAACGUCAUGAUCGACUCGAAGUCGGCGGCCAAGUACUAUCACUUUGUCAGACUCAUGGGCCGCGCCGCGUCCCAUGUGACUCUGGAAUGCGCUCUCCAAACCCAUCCUAACAUCACUCUCGUGGGAGAAGAGGUUGCUGCGAAGAAGAUGACCCUGAAAGAAGUGAAGGACUACGUGCUGGACGUGGUGGUCAAGAGAGCGGCGGCGGGGAGAAACUACGGAGUGGUGCUGAUUCCCGAGGGCCUGAUCGACUUCGUUCCGGAGAUCAGCGUCCUGAUCGCCGAGUUGAAUGACAUUCUCGCGAAGACCACCGUCGACAAGGAGGGAGAGUGGAAGAAGGACCUGACGGCGGCGUCGAGGAGCGUGUUCGACAUCCUUCCGCCCACGAUCCAAGAGCAGUUGCUGCUCGAGCGGGACCCUCACGGCAAUGUCCAGGUGUCGAAGAUUGAGAUGGAGAAGAUGCUGAUGGAGAUGGUCGCGGCCGACCUCAAGGUGAAGAAAGCCGAGGGCACGUUCAAAGGCAGCUUCAAUUGCCAGAACCACUUCUUCGGGUACGAAGGCCGGUGCGGACUGCCUUCCAACUUCGAUGCCAACUACACGUACGCUCUGGGGUACACGGCGGGAGCCCUUCUUCAAUCUGGAUUGACGGGUUACAUGGCCUCCGUGAACAACUUGACGGCGCCGACGAAGGAGUGGACCGCAGGAGGCACGCCGCUCACGAGCCUCAUGCAAGUGGAGAGGAGGAAGGGGAAGAACAAGCCCGUCAUCAGAAAGGCUCUCGUCGAGCUCGAUGGCGCGCCCUUCACUGCUUUCGCCGCUGUGCGCGACGACUGGGCCAUCAACGACCGGUUCAGAAACCCCGGUCCCAUCCAAUUCGAGGGCCCGGCAGCCAACGAGUCGAACUUCACGCUGCUGUUGGAGCAGGGUGUUUUGUCCGCGAUCAACUAAGCGAUCGUCUAGGUGUGAGGGAAAGAGAGCAAGACAGAAAGUGAGAAAGAAGAAACAUAGAUAUUAAUUUUAGUUAGUUUCCAUUUUUUCGGAUGUGUGCGGAGUUGUGGUCUUGUGUAGGUCAGAGUCUUCCAAUCAUCAUGAUCGACUUAUUAGUCUCGAUCUAUUUAUAUCUGCAAUCUUGUCCACUCUUCAGUCUCGUUCUCGUUGUACCAGACGGAACAAGAGUUAAUUGUACUCGCACUACCGUAGUUCUUUAUCUACGGAAUGUCGUCAUUAGCAGGGUCCGAUACAGUCACAAUAUGCCCUUACCCUCCUAGAUGGGGCCAUGCCCUUUUUUUUUUUUUUUUUUUUUUUUUUUUCCAACUUCUAUCAUCUUGGGGUCGCUGAUAGAUUUCCCUUAGCCUCCCAGGUCAAGGCAGGUCUUUUUCCUCCACUUCUCUUGCUUUCUUGUCGCUGGUAGAUGUUGUUUUUCUCGGUAUAUGUUGAGGGGCUGGGAAAGAAAAUGUCCGCAAUUUUUGAUGUCGAUCUGAUUUACGAAUCGAAAUUCUUUUGACGGUUUAUUAACGCCCGUUGAAAGGCGAGAGCUCAAUGUUUUGUUGUUUUUUCCUCUCCCCUCUGGAGCAGUGUGAAUCUGUUGAGAGUCAUUGCUCAUUGGAGAUCAUCUGCACGCAGUGUCGUGGGGUGGUCACAAAAUGAAUUAAAUUAGAAAAUAAUUGAAAAACAGAAAGGUCGUGGAAUGGUUGGUUGGUGUUAAGUGCUUAUUUCGCAGUCGAUCUUUAUUCCUGGCUGCCGCUGGUCUGUGUAAACUUGGGCGGUUGGUUUCUUUGUGCCAUGCAGCUGUUGCCUUCGCAUCGUCGUCGUUUGUCGUUCCUCGCCAGAGAAAACGUCAAUCUGCGGUGAUUUUUUGGUGCAGCGCCUAAGUAUGAGGUAAUGACCGCCUAACCUGAAAAUAGUAUUGGUAAGUGGUUAGGUAGAGGUAGAGAUUGAGAAUGAGAUCGAGGGAGAGAUAGAGAGUUAAAAGAGAUGGGAGGAAAAUAUUUUUUGUUCCGAGUGGGUGGUGUGGCAUCGUAGCCCCUAUCCUGGAUUCAUUGAAAUGAUGACAAUACUGUUUUUUCGAACGGUUAUGCCGCGUCGAUCGCGAGAACUGCGAGAGAAAAUCUGUUUGAAUCUCUCUCCUGUGUCGGUGCAGUUGCUUGUUGGGAAUGUUAUGGUCCUCUGCGUUUGGCGGUAGUGGUAGGUAUGUGGAGACUGCUGCUUAAAUGAGCGAGUAAAGCGCGAUUAACGAG
Messenger RNA from Chara braunii, 3116 nucleotides. NCBI's taxonomy places the organism in Eukaryota, Viridiplantae, Streptophyta, Charophyceae, Charales, Characeae. The record is from the annotation of a GenBank genome assembly.